This is a messenger RNA of Olea europaea var. sylvestris, 768 nucleotides long. RefSeq lists its product as uncharacterized. The coding region runs from base 1 to 768 and encodes 255 amino acids. The transcript is spliced from 4 exons. NCBI's taxonomy places the organism in Eukaryota, Viridiplantae, Streptophyta, Magnoliopsida, Lamiales, Oleaceae. The record is from RefSeq and is a predicted model, not a curated record.
AUGGAAGAUCGUGGUAGACUUUUACAGCAAUAUACAGUAGAUGUGCAUGUUAAGAUUGAAACGGCAAGAUUUGAUUAUUUUCGUAAUAAUCAAAAAGUUAUAAGAGCUAAACUUUUCCAAGAAAUUGUAGAUAGUAUACAGAUUGGUAAGAAUAGAGGUCAUAAAGUUGGUAAAUCAAUGGUGUUACCUGUAGUGUUUAUUGAGGGUCCAAGAAAUUUGAUUAAAAGAUAUAUGGAUAUAAUGUCUUUAGUUGAGAGUUAUGGAAAACCUAAUACCAAAAAGAUAUCCUUCCCUGCAUGGUACUAUGAUCAAACAUAUGAUGCAUGGUCCUUGUGGAUAAUUAAAUCCUACAAAUAUUUGCAUGAAAAACAACCAAACUUACAUCGUAGCGAUGGUAUUGCUAUUAGAGUCAGAGGAUGCAUGCUAGAUAAUAGACAGGUUGUACCAUAUAAUUCUCAUAUUUUAGCUAAAUAUGACUGUCACAUUAAUGUUGAAAUAUGUUGUUCUGUUAAAGUUGUCAAAUACUUAUACAAAUAUGUAUACAAAGGAAAUGACCUUGUUAAUUUUACUGUGAAUAAAGAAACCAAAGAGCAUUAUAUUGAUGAAAUUUCGAAUAAUCAAACUGUUAGACGGAUAUCUGUGCCAGAAGCCAUCUGGAGAAUUUUUGGUUUUGAUUUAUUGGACAUAUUUCCUUCUGUACUUUCUUUGCAGUUACAUGUUGAAGAUGCUCAGUUGGUUACGUACAAUGAAAUUGAUGAUUUAUCAUAA